GAUAAUAAUUUACGUCUAACUCACUACAUUUAAAUUAUAAUAGUCGAUGGACACGAGCUCAUAAUAUACUUUGCAUAAAUAAUUCUUCUAAAACUUUCUCAAAUGGGUAUACUUUCUCUUAGUGUACUUAGCACAUACUUUUUUCCCUGUUGGAUGAAGUUGCAGUCUAGGCUUUUAUUGUAGCAGGUUUGACUGACCAUUGGAAAUGCUUUGGGAUAGUACUGCAGGAUAAUUGAAUGCUUUGAGAUAUGCUUUUAUUUGAUUGUGCUUCCUCAUUGCUUUGAGAUUACCUUUUAUUUCACUCCAACAAUCUUUGGUUUUGAUUUUUGAGAAAGUUCUGAAGACAAUACCAAUAUUGAAAUAUAAAUAUUUCUAUAACAUAGUCAGGGUUCCAGGAUUGCAAGUCGAGCUAAUUUGUUGUUAGUGACGUGUAUUGUAAGUAAUAAAUUUACCAACUUUUUCCUAAGUUCUGUUUUGCAGUGAAAUAACUUGCAAUUAGAAUACUCUGUAUAUCAUUUCGUUUUGUGUUCCUGAUCAAUUGUGUAAGAUUUUUCAUAAUGUGAUCAUGUUAUUAUGUAAAUAUUAAUAGUUGAUUUGAGACUAUAUUUAUUAUAUGCUUAUUUUAAGACAAUGUGGGUAUUACUUUAACAUGGUAUUUUGGCAUCAUUUUUGAGUUUAUGAACCCUUAAUUAAUUUAUGUUUCUGUUCAUCUCUUAUAAUGUCUGUGGUUGUUCUCCCUUAUUGGCUUAUCACUGUAUUAUGAUGUUUUUUACUUUUCAAGUUCUCAAGAACUUGCUGACAAGAGAGAAGGGAUUUUUACUGCUUCAUGAUUCAAAUGACAAUGCUUUGUAUUUCUCUGUUCAAAUUCAGAAGCAGCUGUUUGAACACUAUUCAAAUAUCAAAAACUUUGCUAAUGCAGAUGAAAGUCUCUUGACAUGGAGAUUUAUUUAUGCAAGUAAUGCUUGAUGCCCUUUGAUAAAUAACUUAUAUUUUUGGGUUGAGUUCAAAACUAUUACUUCUUAAUACAUCAUUCCUAAUGAU
This is a messenger RNA of Cuscuta campestris, 1041 nucleotides long. The record is from the annotation of a GenBank genome assembly. NCBI's taxonomy places the organism in Eukaryota, Viridiplantae, Streptophyta, Magnoliopsida, Solanales, Convolvulaceae.